AUGGCAGAGAUCACGGGCACCACCGUCCUGUACGCCACAGUCGCCAGCGUCAUCGUCGGCGGCCCUCUGCUGGGCAUGAUGGGCUUCGUUCUGCUGGCAACCACGACCCUCCUCCUCAUCGCGGCGCCCCUCAUGCUUCUCUUCAGCCCGAUUAUAGUUCCUGCUGCCUUUCUCCUUGCUGCUUCCAUGGUGAGCUUUGGCGUCGCUGUUAUCAUGGGCUUCGCUGGGCUUUCGACGCUUACUUGGGCCUUUAGGAGUGUCGGGAUUCUGCCGGGUGGGAUUGGGUGGGUAUCGAGGGAGAAAGUGGAGGGGGGAGGGAUGGACUUCGGGGAGUAUUUGAAGAAGAAAGGGGGUGCUUAUGAGCCUAGGAUUAGUUGGCCGGAGAGGAGUUAA
This is a messenger RNA of Asparagus officinalis (garden asparagus), 393 nucleotides long. Its product is annotated as oleosin S1-2. Gene Ontology annotation, cellular component: monolayer-surrounded lipid storage body; membrane. Gene Ontology annotation, biological process: lipid storage. The record is from RefSeq and is a predicted model, not a curated record. The coding region runs from base 1 to 393 and encodes 130 amino acids. The transcript has a single exon. NCBI's taxonomy places the organism in Eukaryota, Viridiplantae, Streptophyta, Magnoliopsida, Asparagales, Asparagaceae.